Molecule: messenger RNA, 2336 nt
Organism: Phlebotomus argentipes
Lineage: Eukaryota; Metazoa; Arthropoda; Insecta; Diptera; Psychodidae
Product: protein phosphatase PTC7 homolog
Exons: 5
Coding region: 263-1159 (298 amino acids)
Source: RefSeq, a predicted model, not a curated record
UUGACUCGAACUGAAUCUGCGCCGUGUGUUUUCUUCGACUUUCGUGGCGUUUUUCUUCUCGUUUUCCUGCAGAGGCGCCUGUGAAAAGUGUUCCUGUGAUGUAACGCGAGCCGUCUGAGCUGUGCCAACACGGGAAAUGAGCGGUGCAUCGCCGAUUUGGGCGUGAAAAGUGAGGGCGAAAGUGUGAGAAAGAGAAGAGAGUGCAUCUCCAUCUUGUGGGGGCACUGCGAUUUCGAGAAACGCGUGACUUCGCCCCAAGACUAUGCAGUCACUGUGCUGGACCACGAGAUUCGUGACCCGCGCGCUGAGGAGUGGCUUCUCCACCCUCAUCGAGCCCAACAACAAGCCAAAGCCACACUUCGUGUCGGUCGUGUGCGGAUUCCCCAAAGACAUCCUGCGCUCCAAAUACAAAUUAGGCAAAUUCGGCGAGGAUUCCUGGUUCACAGCCAGGACCAGCGUCGCCGACGUGAUAGGUGUCGCUGACGGCGUUGGCGGUUGGCGAAGCUACGGAAUCGAUCCGGGUGAAUUCUCUUCUUUCCUCAUGAAGACCUGCGAACGGCUAGUCACCUGUGCCAGCUUUAAUCCCCAGAAACCCGUUAGUCUCUUAGCGUACAGUUACUGCGAGUUGUUGGAGCAGAAGAAACCAAUUCUAGGAAGCAGCACGGCGUGCGUUCUGAUUCUGAACCGCGAGAACAGCACGGUUUACACGGCCAACAUUGGCGACAGUGGCUUCAUUGUGGUGCGGAAGGGUGAGAUUGUGCACAGGUCUGAGGAGCAGCAGCACUACUUCAACACACCCUUCCAGCUGUCGCUGCCGCCGCCCGGCCACGGCGACAAUGUCCUGAGCGACAGUCCCGAGUCCGCGGACACGCUGAGCUUCAGCGUCAAGGACGGCGAUGUGAUUCUCGUGGCAACUGAUGGUGUUUUUGACAAUGUGCCUACGAAACUUUUGUUGGAUACGCUAAAAGAGGUUGAAGGAGAGCAAGAUGCUGUAAAGUUGCAAAUGACUGCAAAUACAAUUGCCCUGAUGGCGAGAUCAUUAGCAUUUGACAGUGAAUUCAUGUCGCCGUUUGCAAUAAAUGCGAGGAAAAACAACAUUAAUGCUAUAGGUGGAAAGCCAGAUGAUAUUACGGUGGUUUUGGCCACGGUGGUACUCUGAAAGAAGAAGCGCGUGAGGACGAGUGUAAAAGGGCCCAAUUUUGUGGGAGGAUUUUCGACACGAGACGAAAAACGGACGACUUUCAGUUUUCGAUAAUGUUAGGCAGAGAGAAAAAAGUGUUUCUUCUUGAGUUGAAUGUUUUUCUAGGUGCAUAAAAAAAGUAGAUAUUCUCAUUUGAAAAUUGGGUCGACGAAGAGUGGAAGAUGAUAAUGACGCGGGGGGUUUUCUAGAAAGAGAGAGAGAGCGAGAGAGCGAGAGAGUGAAGUGAUAAAUUUUAAUCUAAAUAGAACUGUGCAUUUGCUUCUCAAGAACACAAACAAACACACAUAAACAGAUCAUAAGCGAGAAUGGCAAGAGAUGAGUGUGAAUUAUGUAGAUAUGAACUUCCGGCGAAUGAAACUAUGAUGAAGAAGUGAAAGCCAAAAAAACAGAAGAAGAAGAAGAAGAAGAAGACAAGAUGAUGGAAAAUAUCCGCAACGAAACAUGAUGUUUUUAAUGCUAUUUUGUAUAUUUAAAACAGAAGAUGAGAGAAAGAGAGAGAGAGAAAAUGUUACUAGAACGGGACUUUAAUCUCAAGCAAUACUGUAAUUUGUAGAUGAAAUUGUCUUUCUGUAUUCCUUUUGAGAAAGGGAAGUGGGCGUGGCGUGUUAGAGGGCGGAGCGUCAGGUUUUGAGACACACACUCAGAAAAACAAUAUCUGCGACUGGUGAUAAUAAUGGUGUAUUUUCUUCUGUUUUGAGAAAACAUCAUUUGGCAUUAAUAAGUUUAGCUGAAUUAUUCUUUUUUGUGAAAUUUCAUUUGAAAAUUAUAAAGAAAAUUUCUUGAAUGUGCGCUUUAAGAGCCCUUUAACAUGUGUGAGAAUUUGAUAUUUCUUUUCGUCUCUCCUCUUUGUAAAUUUCUUUAUUCAUUGUGCAUAGUUUUUUUUUGCCUAAUAUUUAGGUUUCUCAGAUACCUUUUUACAAAUAAAUGAUGAUAUCAAUUAAACUGGCAGAGAAUGAAAUUCAAAUAUGUUAUUGACAAGAUAAAAAAUGAAACCAGAGAAAAGUGAAAUUGCAAAUAUAUUCAAAAAAAAAUGAAAAGGAAAAGAUAAAGAGUUAGCGAUUAGGGCGUUGCUAAAUGAUAAAGAAAAAUUGUAAUGUGAGAAUUAGAAAUAAAGACACAGAUUGAAUUUAAGAAA